Octopus sinensis (East Asian common octopus) is the source of this 1861-nucleotide messenger RNA. Its product is annotated as adenylosuccinate lyase. Bases 277 to 1713 code for a protein of 478 amino acids. Gene Ontology annotation, biological process: 'de novo' AMP biosynthetic process. The record is from RefSeq and is a predicted model, not a curated record. The transcript is spliced from 13 exons. Lineage: Eukaryota; Metazoa; Mollusca; Cephalopoda; Octopoda; Octopodidae. Gene Ontology annotation, molecular function: N6-(1,2-dicarboxyethyl)AMP AMP-lyase (fumarate-forming) activity; (S)-2-(5-amino-1-(5-phospho-D-ribosyl)imidazole-4-carboxamido) succinate lyase (fumarate-forming) activity. Gene Ontology annotation, cellular component: cytosol.
AAAUACUAUCAUUUAUUUCUUACAUUAAUUAGUUUAUAAUAUGCUUCUAAUUACCCGCUGUAACUUUUUAAUUAGUUAAUGAAAUAUUUUCGGAUAUCUGAAUGAAAUCAAUUUCAAUUUAGGGGGAAAAUAAUUUGUCUUAUUAUUACAUCAGGAGAAGCAUGCAAUGCUUUUCGACACCGCUUUAGAAGACUACGGGCUAAUAAGUCAAACAACACGCGGAGCGGGAACUUAGAAAUCAUAUCCGAGUAUUUUGCAAACCAAAGAAAUCCGAAAAUGGAGAAAUACAUGUCUUAUCGGAGCCCUCUUGUUUCUCGUUAUGCUAGUCCUGAGAUGUCUUUUAAUUUCAGUGAAAUGAAAAAAUUUAGAACAUGGAGACAACUUUGGUUUUGGCUUGCUAAGUCGCAAAAGGCUCUCAGUUUGGAUAUCAGUGAAGAACAACUCUCUGAAUUAGAAUCCAAUUUGGAUAAUAUUGAUUUCGUUCAAGCUGCUGAAGAAGAGAAAAGAGUCCGUCAUGAUGUUAUGGCCCACAUUCAUACAUUUGCUUCUUGCUGUCCUAAAGCUGCACCUAUAAUACAUUUAGGAGCCACAUCAGCCUAUGUAGGAGACAACACUGAUCUUAUUGUCUUGAAAGAUGGUUUCAACAUUUUACUUCCUAAGUUGGCUCGAUGCAUUCAGAGAUUAUCAUCUUUUGCUGUUGCGCAUAAAGAUCUUCCUUGUUUGGGUUACACUCAUCUACAACCUGCUCAGCUCACUACUGUCGGUAAAAGAGCUUGUCUCUGGAUCCAAGAUUUAUUAAAAGAUCUCACUAACAUAGAGAGAGCCAGAGAUGAUCUACGAUUCCGUGGAGUAAAAGGUACAACUGGAACACAAGCAAGCUUUCUUGAACUCUUUGAUGGUGAUGAAGAAAAAGUGGAGAAACUGGAUGAAAUGGUUACAGAAAUGGCUGGUUUUCCCAGCCAUUACCUAAUUUGUAGUCAGACCUACAGCCGGAAGGUGGACGUUGACUCAUUAACAAGCUUAGCAAGUUUAGGAGCUACUGUUCAUAAAAUCUGCUCAGAUAUUCGGAUUUUAGCAAAUUUCAAAGAAAUUGAAGAACCAUUUGAGAAAGAUCAAAUUGGGUCUAGUGCAAUGCCUUAUAAGCGAAACCCAAUGCGAAGUGAAAGAUGUUGUGCUUUAUCUCGCCACUUAAUGGCUCUCCUUCCUAAUGCCUUGAUGACGGCAUCAGUUCAAUGGAUGGAAAGAACUUUAGAUGACAGUGCAAAUAGACGAUUGAGUCUCCCAGAAUCCUUCUUAACAGCUGAUAUUUUACUAAGUACCAUGCAAAAUGUCUUUGAAGGAUUAGUUGUCUAUCCAAAGAUUAUUCACAGAAGAAUUGAGCAAGAACUCCCUUUCAUGGCUACUGAAAAUAUAAUCAUGGCUAUGGUAAAAGCAGGUGGAAACCGCCAGGAUUGUCAUGAACAAAUUCGUGUGUUGUCACAUGAAGCAGGACAACAUGUAAAACAUGAAGGCAAGGACAAUGACCUUGUGGAAAGGAUUCAUAAGUGUAAAUAUUUUGAGCCAAUCAAAGGUCAACUGGACGAUCUUUUCAAACCAACAAAUUUCAUUGGAAGAGCACCAAGCCAGGUUAUGAAAUUUAUUACAAAAGAGGUGGAGCCUGCUUUGAAACCUUAUUCUUCUACCAUGAAAGGGAGUGUAGUUUUGUCUGUUUAAACCAAUGCUUUUAAAUGUGAUUUCCUCAUUGGCUGGUUGAGAAAUAAUCAUUGGAAAGAAACUUUAGCUUACUUACAUUUUAAAGUAUCUAAUAAAAAUAUUUCCUCAACAACAGCAGUGCCUCAGCAUGGUGCAGCUCUUGAACUAA